AUGGAAGACGCAUCUGAAUGGCUACAACUCCAUAACCUGAUGGAUGGUAACCGAGAUUGCAUAGGUCCUGUUCAUCAAGGUCCACAUGUCUGGAAAAAACCGCCUCCUGGUAUAAUAAAAUGUAAUGUGGGAUCUUCAUGUUCUAACAUAUCCAAGAGAGGUGGCGCUGCUUGGAUUGUAAGGAAUAAGUUCGGUACUGUCUUGUGCCAUGGUCGACGUUCCUUCUCUAAUAUAUCCUCUCCGGUCAAUGCUGAUCUCCAGGCUCUUUCUUGGGCUACAAAAGCUAUGGUUCAUCUCAAAAGGAAGAAAGUUUUGUUUGAAUUAUCUCUGAAGGUGUCAUGUGAGGCUUUGGGCACACCAUGGGCGUUUCCGGAUCAUAGAACCUUGAUUAAUCAGUUGUGGAAUCGCAGGCACCAAUUUGAAUUAUGCCAGUUCAAUCUUGUCCCUCUGGGGUGCAAUUAUCCAGCAACAGAGAUUGCAGUCAGUGUUACAAGGGAUGGGAGACUCCAAUCGUACGUCGCAAGCAAUGGUCCUUCCUGGCUUGCAUCACAACUCCGUGUUGAUGCAGUGAACGCGGGGUUUUAA
This is a messenger RNA of Brassica oleracea var. oleracea, 585 nucleotides long. RefSeq lists its product as uncharacterized. Gene Ontology annotation, molecular function: nucleic acid binding; RNA-DNA hybrid ribonuclease activity. NCBI's taxonomy places the organism in Eukaryota, Viridiplantae, Streptophyta, Magnoliopsida, Brassicales, Brassicaceae. The coding region runs from base 1 to 585 and encodes 194 amino acids. The transcript has a single exon. The record is from RefSeq and is a predicted model, not a curated record.